This is a messenger RNA of Silurus meridionalis, 1406 nucleotides long. It is a transcript of the gene fxn, whose product is annotated as frataxin. Gene Ontology annotation, cellular component: mitochondrion. The transcript is spliced from 5 exons. Gene Ontology annotation, biological process: iron incorporation into metallo-sulfur cluster; intracellular iron ion homeostasis. Lineage: Eukaryota; Metazoa; Chordata; Actinopteri; Siluriformes; Siluridae. Bases 72 to 644 code for a protein of 190 amino acids. Gene Ontology annotation, molecular function: ferric iron binding; ferrous iron binding; iron chaperone activity. The record is from RefSeq and is a predicted model, not a curated record.
UUCCGGUUUAUCAGGUCUCGACUCAAGAGAGUUUGUGAGCGCGCGCGUCCUGUAGGACUCGGCAGUAGAACAUGUGGAGGUCAGGAGCGCGAGCGUGCAGGUUGUGUUCUUGUGUUUUGAGGAGCAGGUGGAGAUGUCCUCAGCGCGUGUCCCAGUCAUCUCCACCCGCCUGUGGAGUGCGGACAGAGGAAGUGAAGUGGACAGGUGUUGCAGGGGGACAUGUACAACGAAGAGGACUUUACUUGACCCACCAGCUUGCAGAAAACAGCACACUUCAGUCCAAUAGGGAGCUGCCAGAAGCCAUCUACGAAAAGCUGGCUGAUGAGACACUGGAUGCAAUGGCAGAAUAUUUCGAGGAUCUCACUGAUGAGAGCUUCACUGCGCCUGACUAUGACGUGAUGUUUUCUAGUGGCGUCCUGACCGUGAAAGUAGGAGGUGACCAUGGCACUUAUGUAAUCAAUAAACAAACCCCCAACCGACAGAUUUGGCUCUCCUCUCCAACAAGCGGGCCGAAACGCUACAAUUGGACAGGAGAGCGCUGGGUAUACGCCCACGAUGGCAUGGCCUUGCACGAUCUGCUCUCUAAAGAGUUUUCUGCCAUCUUUCAAUCAAACAUUGACCUGUCACAUUUACUCCAUUCCUGAGAACGACCUGAGAACGAGGAAACAACCAAAAAGGUUUCUUCUGAAACAGACAUGUGUAAGCACAGCUGGACAGAUGUGACGUCAUUGUUUUUCUUUGGGAUCAGAAUUGAGUUGUCGAGUCACAUGCUACUAUAUCUUUUAAAAGAAAGACCUCUCUUUUCUGUUUAAAACUGUGUUGUUGUUUUAAUACAAAAUGUGACUCUCUUUGAGUUUAUUUGAAGCAUCUGGUAGUACAAAUCAGCUCUUUAAGUGCAUUUAUUACACCUGCCGCCUUUUACCUACAGAGGCCAAAUUGCAAUUCGUUGUAGCAUGAGGAUCCAGUCAUCACCCCGUAUAAGCACUGCUCUUCCAUUCGUUUAUUAUGGCGCAGGGUUUGAGUGCUCUCGAAGUUGCUGCCAAUGAAUCUGGCUGGAUUACAUUUGGAUUAAAAAGGUAAUUUUUUAACAGCGCACCAGUAACGACGAGAGCACUCUUUCAUUUGGGGGCAUUUAAGGCAAUGCCGGUAAUUAAGAGAUGUGGUCAUGGCCAGACUGCAAGCAGUGGAGUGGAGACUGAAGAGAGGAAGUGUUGGGGAUUAUUAAAAAAUAAAGGUGUAGAAGUGCUGAUCAGAGCUGACUCAUCUGACUCUGUUUCUGAGAUGCUUGUUGGGUGAUUGUUUAGUGUAUUAUGUAUAUUUUGGAGUGUGAUAAUGAAGGUAUGUAAAUAAAGAAUCUGUCAAAUCUAUCAGCCAAUAAAUGUAGGGCAUUUGGUAGCCCAUAUGUA